Molecule: messenger RNA, 768 nt
Organism: Eimeria acervulina
Lineage: Eukaryota; Apicomplexa; Conoidasida; Eucoccidiorida; Eimeriidae
Exons: 2
Coding region: 1-768 (255 amino acids)
Source: RefSeq, a predicted model, not a curated record
AUGAUGCCCUUUGGAGAAACGACGCGGUCUCUUGAGGCCAUGAUGCAGCGCCUGUUGCUGCUUUCCACAGCAGACAACUCGUUGGUGUUGCUGCAGUGGAAUGAGAGGAAUGGCGACCCUAUCACAGGCUCGGGAAGCCUUGUGCUUUUAGACCAGAUCCGAUUGCCCUCCCCUGUUCUGCAGUUUCUUCGGCACGAUCCAGAAACGCCCAUCAUGGAAGCCUGUUACAUUCACGAACGCGCGUGCCGCCUUUUACGGACAUUCCCGUGGGAAGGGGAUUUGCUAGUGUCCAAGUCUGUGGCUGAAGACGACCAAAGCAAAGGGAUUGAGUCUAGCGACAGCACAAGUGCCUCUAGCACAGGUUCAAACCCUUGGAGUUGCCAAGUGGAAGGGCAUCGACUCCAGCGGUCUGCACACGCUAAAGCCAAGAGCAGGAACGUCGGAUCACUUAUUCGAGAUUUUCCUUCUUAUGGCAUUGCCAUUGUUUUGGCAAACGGUAGCAGAAUCGUGCAUACUCUGGACGACAAAGCCAUGCAACGCCGGCAACGGAAAACAUCUUUACAAGACAGCGAGGUGUUGGCGGUUUCCACUUCGCUUGCCCUUUCCGGUCUUGUGAUUUCUUUGAGGCGCUCCCAUGAUGGGCAUCUGAAGUUGUGUCUAGAAGACAACGAAGGCAAUUUUCAUUUCAUUGGGAAGCUCGAUUUGCAGGACGCUCCGGGAGGUGAAUCCGGCUUUCGGUCCAGCCGGGUUUAUGUUGGAGCCGCGUGA